AAAAACGGGGCCUCGAGUCGCAUCAUGAAAACAUUUAAUUUGCUCUUUGAGAGAAAAAUAUGGAAAAUGAUAGUGUAAAGCUGAAGUUGGUGUAAGUAAAGAAAUGGAAAAGAAGAGCUGUUGAGAAUGUGCUGAGAGCUUGAAUUUUUUUUUCGACGGAGAGAUCUAUCUUUUCCUGCGAUAUAAUUGUGUUAAGUUGAAAGCGGAAUAAGAUAUUUUUUGUAGUCAUGAGUAUUGCGGUGUCAGUUACAGUGUUUGAUUUACGCACAUAUUCAUCAAAAUAUGGCUUUUCACGGAGCUGGCAUUAAUUUAAACUGUAGUGCUACUAAUGAGACAGGCAAUGAAACUCAUAUAGUGGAAGACUUGUCUAUAAUUCCACUUGAAAAAGACAGUUUUGCGAUAUGUGAGUUAUGUGGAAGAGUUGGACGUCGUGAUAAUUUUUAUUCGAAGAACAAUAAAUUUUGUACUUUGCGAUGUCAUGCUAGUUCUAGUAGGCGUAGAUAUUGUAACUGGAGUUUUAAGGUUAUGGAAAGUACUGAGCAUAUGGCUGGCCUGAUACCACUGGAGCCACUGCCACAACUACAACAUUGGCAAGUGGCAUUGAAUGAUUUGCAGGCUGGACCAUUAAAACAUGCUGCCACAUUAGUUGCCAAUAGUUAUGAAUGGAAAGAUGAGCUAUUUGGUUGCGAUUUCCUUGCUGCACCUGUAAGUCUGUUCAAGCAUGCGCCUCUACAUGAAAUGUGGGAUAGCACAUUUGAAGGCAUGAAGGUUGAAGUUAAAAACACAGACUGUGAGAAUAAUUCUGAAAAACUUAAUGAUUACUUUUGGGUAGCUACUGUAUUAAAAGUCAAAGGUUAUAUGGGACUACUGCGUUAUGAAGGUUUUGGUAGUGAUGAUACCAAAGAUUUUUGGGUGAAUUUGUGUUGUUCAGAGGUGCACCCUGUAGGCUGGUGUGCUACACGUGGCAAACCUCUUAUACCUCCUCGUAGUAUUGAAGAUAAAUAUACAGAUUGGAAAAAGUUUCUGGUCAAACAACUAACAGGAGCUCGUACUCUGCCAGCCAAUUUUUACAGUAAACUAAAUGAUAGUCAAGUUUCAAGAUUUUCUAUUGGUUCUAUCAUGGAAGUUGUUGACAAAAAUAGAAUAUCACAAGUAAAGGUAGCCAAUGUCUGUGAGAUAGUAGGCAAGAGAUUACACGUCAAGUAUUACGACAGUUCUCCAGAAGACAAUGGAUUUUGGUGUCAUGAAGAUUCCCCAUUGAUACAUCCAGUCGGUUGGGCGUUUCGCGUUGGUCACCCUCUAGAUGCACCACAGAGUUAUUGUCAGAGAGUUGCUGCUGGCAGAUACAUAGCAAGCGAUACCUGUACUGAUAUGUUUUACAAAUAUCCAACUAAUGAGCCUCCGUUAUUCGCUGAGGGUAUGAAGUUAGAGGCUAUAGAUCCAUUGAAUUUGUCUGCUGUUUGCGCUGCAACUGUAAUGCAAAUAUUGAACGAUGGAUAUAUGAUGAUAAGAAUAGAUUGUUAUCCGGCGGAUGCAACUGGUGCGGAUUGGUUCUGUUACCAUCAGAGAUCGCCGUGUAUAUUUCCAGUGGGCUUUGCGCUGGCUAAUAAUAUUCCCCUUGUGCCACCGUCUGGGUACACACCUGAAGAGUUCGGUUGGGAGCAAUACCUAUCAAUGACAGGCAGUAGAGCUGCGAGCCGUUCGUUAUUCGCGGCACGUGGCCACGUGGUCUCUCACGGUUUCGUUGCCGGUAUGCGUUUGGAAUGCGCCGACCUUAUGGAUCCGAGAUUGGUUUGUGUCGCAACCAUAGCCAGGGUAGUCGCGGAUUUAUUGAAAGUGCACUUCGACGGGUGGGGCGCGGAAUACGACCAGUGGUUGUGGGCCCACAGUACGGACAUGUACCCUGUGGGGUGGUGCCGCGCCGUCGGACAUCGACUGGAGGGGCCCCUGCAGCCGCCCCCGAGGCACGUGCGCCGAUUGCCGGCCAAGCCCGCGAGACGCAAGCGACGGCACCAACAAGUUGCUAAACCUACAACUCAACCGCCAAACACAACAGAAGAGAGUUCGCAAAAUUCAGACUUGGCUGACACAAAAAGUUUAUCGCCGCCAACUAGUGUUUCUGAGGUAUCUGCUGACACAGAGAGGACGGAUAAAGAAGAGACGUCCGCCAAGAUGGACGUAGAUACCGAUUCUAAGAUUAGCCACGAACCAGCGGAAGAGCUAGCCGAUGUCGCUCCCGAUUUUACGACUACACCCAUAGAUACAUCUCAAGAUUCCAAUCAAAAUAUUACGCCAUCUCCUCCCGAAACCCCCGAGGUGAGCGUUAACGAUAAAGUGAUACCUAGACUAGUCAAUACAUCAGUGCCCUUAGACGUUCUCAAUAAUGUGGAACCAGAAAAUUGGACCACAGCAGACGUAGCAAAGUUCCUCACAGUCAACGACUGUCAGCCUUACUGCGUCAACUUCAAUCAAAUAACUGGUCCAAUGAUGCUACAAUUGUCUAAAGACGAAAUCAUAGAACUGUUAGAAAUGAAAGUGGGUCCGUCUUUAAAGAUAUUCGACUUGAUACAACAGCUAAAGUGUAAAAUAAAACAACCACAGUGCAGAUUAUUGAGUAGCUUUAAGUAGUUGGCAUGAUUGCGUGUUGGACUUGAUAUUGAAUAUUAUGAAUAUGUGGCCUUUUAAUGUUUGCUACUGCAGUAUAAAGUUGCUCUUCAAUAAGUACUGCUUAGAUUUAACACGCUACAAUUUGUAAAGUUUUUGAAAAACUUUGUCAUUGUACUGUAACAGCGCUACUUAUAAACGUGGUAUAAAAUGAGCCUGUAAAUUUUACAAUUUAAUUAUAUUGUGACUAUAUUAAUAUUCAUCAAUGAAUUUAUUUUGAGCAAGUGAUAUUGUCUUGAAUGUGUUUUGAGGCAGCUCCUUAGGCUAUGACAAAAUGUAUAUUUGUCCAAUUUUUAUAAUUGCCUUGUUUUUUUUUUUAAUUAUGGCGUCUUCGCAAUAUAGGCGUUUAGGUUAUUAAUGAAGUGAUUCAGUUUGUGUGUUAUAGCAAUAACUAAUGGUGUAGUUUUUGAGCGUGUGUUGUAUAAGACCAGAAUAAAUAUUACAUUGUAACUGAGUAAUAAUUUAUUGGAACAUUUUUACUUCAGUUAUAUUAGGACUUAGCGUAUGAUGUAGCUCUGUAGGCGAAAGAAUUUUAAGUUUCAGUAGUUUCGGAGCCUAUUCUAUGCAAAGACAAUCAAUACUUACCUCUGUUAUAUUAGUAUAGAAAAAUGCGAGUAUAAUUUCUCAGGCAUCUGGUCUAACAGGAACAUAUUUUUACCAAAUACAAUAAUUUUCCUGUACUGGUCAACCAGAGCUGACAUGUACAAAAAAUGUGUAUGAAGUGUGAUUGAAAUAAUAGUGUUAAAUAUGGAUUAUUGUCUGUCAAUUUGAAAGCAAUGUAUUUAUUGAUACAUUUUUUUUAAAUAUAAUUGAAUACCCGUCUAAUCAUUCUUGUCAUAUCAGUAUACAUAUUAUUUUUCUAUUUUAACCUGCAUGAUUUUUUUUUAAAUAGAUACAGAUUAUAGAUGUUGCGGGUGUGGAUUUUUUAUAUUGUAAUUAGCUGUAGCUCAGACCUUCCCUAUGGAUGGAAUAGAAUGGGGAGAAUAUGCCAUAACUUAUCACGCGGACCCA
Diatraea saccharalis (sugarcane borer) is the source of this 3675-nucleotide messenger RNA. The record is from the annotation of a GenBank genome assembly. Lineage: Eukaryota; Metazoa; Arthropoda; Insecta; Lepidoptera; Crambidae.